GGCACUGACACGCGCCAACAACCCCUGGAUCUCGCCAGGUCCCGCGUGCCAGUGCAAGUUGCGAGAUCGAUGGAUGGAUCGGAGCCAACGGGGCAGCCGGAGCCGGCACCAAGUACAAUGCUAUCGGCCGCGCUGCACGCGGCCGCGGUCUGCCGUCGCCAUCUGCCGGGCUCUCUUCUUAACUCGCUAUCGACAACGCAUCGAACAGUCCCGCGCGCACACUCGCACGCACUCGACGCUCAUUCACUGAGCCAUUUACUCAGAUCACCAACUCCAGAUCUCAAUGGCGCACUCGCGCAGCCACCACCACCUCCUCCUGCUCCCCGCGCCCAUGGCCACGGCGUGCUUGCUCCUCGCCACCCUCCUCGCGCUCUGCGCCGCGCCGGCGCCGACCCACGGCGCGCGCGUCCUCAUGCCGGGCGGCGCGGGCGCGGUGACCAAGGCGCAGCAGGGUGGCACCGGCAGCGGCAGCAACGCGACGGCGGACGAGUACCUGGCGCCGCACAACCAGGCGCGCGCGGCGGUGGGCGUGGCCCCGCUGCGGUGGAACGCGGGCCUGGCUUCGGCGGCCGCGGGGACGGUGGCGCAGCAGCGGCGGCAGGGCGGGUGCGCGUUCGCGGACGUGGGGGCCAGCCCCUACGGCGCGAACCAGGGGUGGGCGAGCUACCGCGCGCGCCCCGCCGAGGUGGUGGCGCUGUGGGUGGCGGAGGGGCGGUACUACACCCACGCCAACAACACGUGCGCCGCGGGGCGGCAGUGCGGCACGUACACGCAGGUGGUGUGGCGCAACACCGCCGAGGUCGGGUGCGCGCAGGCCAGCUGCGCCACGGGCGCCACGCUCACGCUCUGCCUGUACAACCCGCACGGCAACGUGCAGGGCCAGAGCCCCUACUAGCUAGCUGAGGUCAUCAGGUCGUAGCGACGGAGCCCAACUGCCGCCGCCGGCGGCAGCGGAGUACGUAGGUUCAUCAGUCUUCUCUAGUUCGGUCACGGAAAGGCUGUUUUGUGGUGUGAUCCGGUGGUGUUCUUGGUGUUGUUGACAACUGCUUUGGUUUGGUGUAUCAGCUUUUGUUGCCGGGUAAAACGCCUGUGAGCUGUGAUGUGAUGCUUCAUCCUCGUGGACUCU
This is a messenger RNA of Zea mays, 1126 nucleotides long. Its product is annotated as STS14 protein. Bases 284 to 895 code for a protein of 203 amino acids. The record is from RefSeq and is a predicted model, not a curated record. The transcript has a single exon. NCBI's taxonomy places the organism in Eukaryota, Viridiplantae, Streptophyta, Magnoliopsida, Poales, Poaceae.